This is a messenger RNA of Siniperca chuatsi (mandarin fish), 3158 nucleotides long. RefSeq names its product 6-phosphofructo-2-kinase/fructose-2,6-biphosphatase 4b (gene pfkfb4b). The transcript is spliced from 13 exons. Gene Ontology annotation, molecular function: fructose-2,6-bisphosphate 2-phosphatase activity; 6-phosphofructo-2-kinase activity; ATP binding. The coding region runs from base 98 to 1537 and encodes 479 amino acids. Gene Ontology annotation, biological process: fructose 2,6-bisphosphate metabolic process; fructose metabolic process. Gene Ontology annotation, cellular component: cytosol. The record is from RefSeq and is a predicted model, not a curated record. NCBI's taxonomy places the organism in Eukaryota, Metazoa, Chordata, Actinopteri, Centrarchiformes, Sinipercidae.
AUCCCCCCCUGCAGCCUGCUGAAUCAGACUGCCAGGGCUAGAGCCCACCGCCUCAGUGUCUCGCUAGGAGGGUAACAGCAACGAUUCAACAUCCAGGAUGUUAGACAACGAAGAGUUCAUGUUGGAGACUUCCCCGCGGGAGCUCACCCAGAACCCGCUCAGGAAGAUCUGGAUGCCGUGCAAGAACGGGCACAUAGCUCAGAGACGGGUAUGUAUGACAAACUGCCCGACCCUCAUUGUGACUGUAGGACUUCCAGCCCGAGGGAAGACUUACAUUUCAAAGAAGCUCACGCGCUACUUAAACUGGAUAGGUGUGCCAACCAAAGAGUUCAAUGUUGGCCAGUACCGGAGGGAGUGUCUGAAGAUCUACAAGUCCUUUGAGUUCUUCCGUUCAGAUAAUGAAGAGGGCUUGAAAAUCAGACGUCAGUGUGCAAUGGCAGCACUUAAUGAUGUUCGGCAGUACCUGAGUGUCGAAGGAGGACAGGUGGCGGUCUUUGAUGCCACAAACACAACAAGAGAAAGAAGAGGGACCAUCGUCAAGUUCGCUGAGCAGAAUGGGUUCAAGGUAUUUUUUGUGGAGUCUGUGUGUGAGGACCCAGAUGUCAUUGCACAAAAUAUAGUGCAAGUUAAGUUGGGCAGCCCAGACUACAUACACUGCAACACAGAGGAGGCCAUCGAGGACUUCAUGGAGAGGAUCAAGUGUUACGAGUCCUCCUACCAGCCUCUGGACGAGGUUCUGGACAGGGAUCUGUCCUACUUAAAGAUCAUGGAUGUGGGCCGCCGUUACCUAGUGAACCGCGUCCUUGACCACAUCCAAAGCCGAAUCGUCUACUACCUGAUGAACAUCCACAUUACACCGCGUUCCAUCUACCUGUGUCGCCACGGUGAGAGUGACCUCAACAUCAAGGGACGGAUUGGUGGAGACUCUGGCUUAUCUACCAGAGGAAAAGAGUUUGCCAAAAGUCUGAGGAAAUUCAUCCAGGACCAGAACAUCAAAGAUCUAAAAGUGUGGACCAGCCAGAUGAAGAGAACCAUCCAGACAGCGGAGUGCCUGGGAGUGCCAUACGAACAGUGGAAGUCUCUCAACGAAAUAGAUGCUGGUGUGUGUGAGGAGAUGAUGUAUGAGGAGAUCCAGGAGCAUUACCCUCUGGAGUUUGCACUGAGAGACCAAGACAAGUACCGCUACCGCUAUCCGAAAGGAGAGUCUUAUGAAGACCUGGUGCAGCGACUGGAGCCCGUGAUGAUGGAGUUGGAGAGACAGGAGAACGUUCUAGUCGUUUGUCACCAGGCCGUCAUGCGUUGUCUUCUUGCAUAUUUCCUGGACAAGACUGCAGAUGAGUUGCCUUAUCUUAAGUGCCCUUUGCACACUGUGUUGAAGUUGACCCCCAUGGCUUAUGGAUGUAAAGUGGAGUCUGUCUAUUUAGGAGUGGACUCUGUGAACACACACAGAGACAGACCAGAGGUAGGUAUCCCAGGCAGCACACAGAAAUGUCUCUCAGCAGACGACGUAGACAACUUGAAUCCACUUCAAGGGUGAUUCACCUCGCUGCGUAUUCCGUCCAACUCAUCAAUGACCAGGGUCUCAAUCGGGGGAUGUCUCUCAGUAAACACUAACUGUAAAAUCUGUGUGGGACUUUCUUUAUUUGAUGAUUUCUGGAGAGGCACACUGUAUGUCUUCCAUGGUAUUUAGUCUGCAUCUCCCUCCUGAAGCAGGCCUAGCAGUCAGUGCUGAUCCGCCCCUCUCUUCUUAUUGCACAGAGAAUGUAAAUCUUUCACACAUGGCAGAGGAAGCCGUGUUCAGCCUCCGUCCACCAGUGAUCCCUGACGGCAACCGAGACGACCGUGACGUCACUUAGCAUUGACACUCCUACCUCCAUCCUGUCAGCAAUCAUUUUUUAACUUUUUCUCUCAUUUCAUUCGCUCAGUGGGAGCAGAAAUGGGCAGUAUCAUGCUGGGGGGGAUUUCUCUCAGGUCUUUUCCUACGUUGACCCUGAGAGGUCAAUGCACUGCAACUUAAGAAAACACAAGCAACUGACUGAAAACUUAAAUUUGACAACACAUUUAGAGAAAAAAGCUGCAAAGUGAGGAAACAGAGUACAGAAACACGCUGCACGGAUAAUUGAAUUCAGUAACUUAAUCAGCCACAAACCAUGGCAACAAGUAGCGUGUUGUUUUCCGUUGUGUUUUCUGUAUUUGUUUACAUUUUCGCUUUGUUUUUUUUUUCAUAAAUAUGCAUGUUUUGUCAAAUAUAUGAAGAUGUUUUCUCUAUUUGCCUGUGUUUUGACUAUUUGCGUAUGUUUUCUUAAGUGGCAGUGCGCUGAGCUUUCACCGUAUUUUCAUCAGUUUUACAUCUUUGUAGGAACUACAUAACUGGAAUCCAGUUUCAUCAAAUCACUCAGCUGUGUGUGUUUGUGUGUACUUGUACAGCUAUAUUUGUGAGGACCAAUUUGACUUUUAGACCUUGGGAGUGAGAACAUUUGGGCUGGACCUUUUAAAGGGCUGUUUGAGGGUUCAGACUUGGUUUCAGAGUUAUGGUUAGAAUUAGGUUUAAGUUCAGUUUAGGGUAAGGGGCCAGGAAAUGCAUUGUCAAUGAGGUUCCUCACAAGUAUAUAAGUACAAAUGUGUUUAUUGUGUGUGUGUGGUGGAAUAAAUAUGGUCAAUGAAUGAGACAACAAGCACAUUACAUUCAUAUUGUUUUUAAAUAUGUCUUUAAAUACCAUGUAGAAUUUAACAUUUGGAUUUGUUUUUUAAUAAUGAAUGUUAUCCCGCUUGUGUUUUGUUUUAACAUAAAGCCAUUUACAUGUACAUGUAUAUAACCUGGCUGUUUUUUCAUACUUAUGUAAACAAGUGACACGUGACAAAUACAUUUAACCUCAACAUACAUUUUUGCUGCAUAUGAACUCAAGAACAAUAUCCUUUUCAUUACAGUAAUAAUUUUGUUUUAAGAUAAACUUUGUCUUUAUUUCAAUGCUUGUUUACUGUUUUAAUGUGAAGGGUUAUCUGCAAUGCCCGCCUAAACGUCUAAAAUUUUAAUCACUAGACCACUCGAAUCAAGAUGUACACUGUUUACUAAAAAAUUAUCACUAAUAGUGUCAACUGGUUGUUGUAUAACACACAUGCUUAAAUUAUUUCAUCAAAUGUAACUUCUUUUUCAUACA